Daphnia pulicaria is the source of this 1977-nucleotide messenger RNA. RefSeq lists its product as uncharacterized. The coding region runs from base 1095 to 1451 and encodes 118 amino acids. The transcript is spliced from 2 exons. The record is from RefSeq and is a predicted model, not a curated record. Lineage: Eukaryota; Metazoa; Arthropoda; Branchiopoda; Diplostraca; Daphniidae.
AGUUGGCCUCUCUCUCUACAGCACUAUAAGAAAAGAACAACAGACUGUGUGCAGUUGUAUAGGGAAAAAAUACCUCCACAGUUCAAUGACUCUUGGUUAGCAUUCGGCCAUCGAGUUCUGCUGCGGCUGGAGCAACACAGGGCAGGACCCCCAGUGUCAUUAGACGUUUCGUUCUCUGUGCUACCGCUGGACGCUCAACAAAUAACACUCUCCGAGAGUCCCUGUGUUUUGUUCAAAAUCCUCCGUAGCUCUUAUAACAAAUUGCGAUUGUGAAUGUUUUUUGAAGAAGAAAGAGUUACGACUGUGUCGAUCGCGCCAGCAGUUACUAUAUAAACACUUUUAACCAGUAGGACAAGGUUGAUGUUGCAAGCCCAGCAUAAUACCUUGAUUCCAUUCGAUUUUUGUUUUUGUUCUGUUUGAAAAUCAAGUUCUUUUGGGGUUUUUUUUGGGUUUGGGUUUGGAUUUAUUUUUGACGUUACGCAUUGUUGCUAUUAUUAUUAUUACCCCGGUUGGCAUUGUAACAGCUUGUAAAAUAAAAGCGGGGUGGGGGAAUAACGUGAUUGAAAAAACAAAACAAAAUACCAAUUCGGAAUUAUUUUGGCUACUCUACUAAAAAGCAGCGAGACUCUGGCGCAGACUCUCAUCGACAGUCUGAUCACGCGGGUGCCCUUUUUUCAAUCAAACAAACAACAAAACAACAACACGGUGACUCUUAAAAAGCCACAGUGAGCAGCAAAAAGGGGCUAUAAAAAUAGGAGCAAAGACAAAAGAGAGAGAGAGGGAAGUUGGCCUUCGGAUCGGGACUAAAUAAAUAAAUAAAUAAAAAAGGGAAGAAGGUCGUCGUGAGUGUAGAGCCUAGUCGAUUUUUUUUGGUGGGUUUUGAUUCGACGCAACAACACCUGGACGGACUUGGAAUUUCCAAUUCGAGCGAGACCGCGAUCAGAUCCCUCCGCCGCCUCGUAGUAUAGAGGUGGAGCAGUGAACAUCUCGGGCGCAAACUAACAACAACUCUGUGCUGGCAUUCACAGCUGCUGAGUAUCGCAUCUCUACAACAACAUUCGUUGCGUCGUCUCACGCAAGCUCCUCCGGCCAACAUGUCUUAUUCUUCUCUCAACAUCCAGCAGGUUCUGCUUUUGGUUGCCGUUCUGCUGGUGGCGCAAGUGACCCGUGACGUUGCGGCGACCAGUUACGACAAGUACGACCCGGGAUUCGGCAUCUACGACGACGGUUUCUCCAAUGGCAACGGCGACUACUACGACGUCAGCCACGGCUACUACCAGCACCGAAUGGGCCAAGCCAGCAAUAACUACGCCAUCAAACACAACUACGCCAACAGACUAGGAGUAGCCGCUGGAUCUAUUCAUCGUCCGGCCAGAGCGCCGGCCAAGAUACAAGUCUACGGACGGGUCCCGCAGAUGCCGGGACAAUACUAUUCGAUGGGAUUUUAUUAAAAGCGGAUCUAUGGUUGGAAGCCGGCGAAUUUGAUGUCCAAGCAUAUAAAGGAAGACGGCCUUACAGCGUCAACUCUAUAACCAUUCCACAGCGUUCGCCCAUCAUCUUUUUUCUAGACUGCUCUCUCAAUCUUUUUUGAAUCUUACGGGGGCCCCAUCAGCUCACUACUGGGCAACCGAAAAAAUAAACGAUGCCGGCCCUUUUUUGAUAGACCCAUGGAUCGGAAAUGUUUCACAUCAACAGAUUCCGCUCUGACGCCAUUAUGGCCGAGACCAGCAGCAGCCGGCCGACCAAUCCUAUUUAUUAUUAGUGUUAUUAUUAUUACGAUCUUCUUCUUCUUUUUGGGUGUACGACAACAUUUCGAUAUUAUUUUUUAUUGUCAGACCAUAUGAUUUUCUUUUUUGUUUUUCACCUUAAUUUCAAACGUGUUUCCUAGAUGUUUUUUGUUUUUCCUUCAUCACAUUUUUUGUUAUCACCUUUGAUAAUUUCCGUACGGACGAGACAAUAAAAGGAAUAAUCAUUCGA